Messenger RNA from Musca vetustissima, 675 nucleotides. RefSeq lists its product as uncharacterized. NCBI's taxonomy places the organism in Eukaryota, Metazoa, Arthropoda, Insecta, Diptera, Muscidae. Bases 1 to 675 code for a protein of 224 amino acids. The record is from RefSeq and is a predicted model, not a curated record. The transcript is spliced from 3 exons.
AUGAUUUUAAAAGCAAAACUCCUGUGGCUAAUUGUUCCCCUCUAUCUGCUGGCCGUUUUGGAUGAACUACUCUAUACGGAGGCCUACAUGAACAGCGUACGCAUCGAAGAGAUACCCUUUGCGUUGACAACAAUGCGUCACAGUCGUAAUCGUAGUCAAAGUGCCCUCAAGCGACCCCAGGAGGAGAGGCGAAAUAUAUAUGCCCUGAAGCGUUUGGAUCAACAUAAGGGAUUUUUGAAGAUUUUCAAUAUUCCAUAUAUAAUUUGCUUUUUUGCUGCCAAAGGCAAAUGGCCGUUUAUACCGCCAUUUAUGCAAACUCAGGUCAAUGCUGCCGCGCGGACAUUUUUCAAUCAAAACGAUAGUUCGAUAAAACAGUUCUGUCAGAAAUGGAUACAAAUUAAAGAAUGUUUUCGUCCGAUAUUUUCACCCACAACCACACCGGUAAAUCUGGAAGUGAUCACCGUAUCGCCACAACGCUGCCAGUGCGCCCAUCUCGUCUCAACUGAAGCUCCCGUACCCGUUGUCUAUUUCGAUCGUGAUCAUAUUGGAAAUAUAAGUGCUGAAACUAUACGUAACACCAUUGAAUUUCUGGAGAAUUUCCUACCACCGCCGACCAAGAAAAAUAAACGAAAAAAUCGUGUUCGUUCACGUUUAGAUGAAAUGGAUAUUGAAUGA